Lathyrus sativus (Indian pea) is the source of this 816-nucleotide messenger RNA. Lineage: Eukaryota; Viridiplantae; Streptophyta; Magnoliopsida; Fabales; Fabaceae. The record is from the annotation of a GenBank genome assembly.
AUGGCUAGUGAAAUUCCUCUGGUGGAACGAAUCCACUUCACACUUACUCAAAGCUUUCAUCAUAAAAAAUUUAGCAUUCCAAAUAAGUUUGUGGAGAAAUAUGGAAAAGGUUUACCAAAAGAUGUCUAUCUAAACACUCCAAUUGGUGAACAGUGGAAAAUAAAUUUGGUAAAACGUGAUGGCAAAAUAUGGUUUGGAAAUGGUUGGAAAGAAUUUGCUGAGUUUCAUUCUCUAUCUUAUUACCAUCUUAUAGUUUUCAGAUAUGAAAGCACUUCCCAUUUUGAGGUACAGAUCUUCAAUAAGACUGCUUUAGAGAUAAACUACCCUCUCAAAAGAAUCAAAUCUGAAAAGAUUUUUAACAGUGAAGAAGUUGUGGAUCAUACUCACAAAAAACAUAAAGAAAAACAUGCGAAUAAAACUCUUGAAAGAGCAAAAUCAUUCAAAAGAUGUAAUCCAUCUUUUGUUCUUGUCAUGCGUGCAUCAUAUGUUGAAAGCCGUUUUCAGCUGACUAUACCAGCUAAAUUUGGUAAGGAGCACUUUGAUUUGGAUAAGAAAAGAGGAUAUAUUUAUUUUCAGGUGUUGGAUCGAGGAUUAGUUUGGUGUGCAAGGUACUCAAUCAGGAAGUUCGCUACACAGCUAAAGUUUGAACUCACACGUGGAUGGAAGGAAUUCUCAAUGGACAAUAGUUUGAAAGUUGGUGAUGUUUGCAACUUUGAACUCAUUCUUAGAACUAAAAUGACCUUCCAUGUUCACAUCUUUAGAAAGACAAAUGAAGUCGGCACAGAUUUAUCAACAUCGCCAAGUAAGACUAAAUGA